GGAUGCUAUUGGUCGUUAUCAGUAGAAACCUGUUUCUGAUUGGUUUAAAUAUACCAAUUGAAAGCAAGGAUAACCUACGUACAUUUCUGUGACAGAACGUAUAUACCCAGUGAUAUUUUAUAUUUAUAAUUCUUGUGUUAUUAUCUAUUUCUCCCUAUUAUUUGUAUAUUUGUUUAUUCUGUAAAGUAUAUAGUGAUCGAAAAAAGUUAAGAGUGCAGGAGCGUAAUGAAAUUAACUGUGUUGCGUGAAUCGAGUAUUAUCUACAGCGAAACAAAUAAAUAUCACAAAUGGAAUAUUCACAAGAUGGUAUAGUGACAGUAUGUUUACCUUUAUUGCUUUUUAAAAUAGAUUUUUAUGAAGAUUUUGCAGACUAAUUAUAUGCAACCAUGGCCGACAAAAGGCAACAGAAUUUAUCGAAGGAAGAAAUAGCAAAACAGUUUAUGUUACCAGAGAGAAAAAGUAAGAUUGCCACAUUAUUGAAACAAGAUGGACAAGCAUAUUGCAUAUGUAGAAGUUCUGAUAGUUCACGUUUCAUGAUAGGAUGCGAUGCAUGCGAAGAAUGGUAUCACGGCGAUUGUAUAAAUAUAACAGAAAAAGAUGCCAAACAUAUAAAACAAUUUUUCUGUAUUCGUUGCAGAGAGGAGGAUCCAACACUGAUAACACGUUAUAAGCCUAGAAAAACUGAUCAGGAAGAUCGUAAAUAUAAGAAACAUAAAGAAAAAGAACGUGCGCAUCGAUACGAGUACGAUGCACCUUGGGAUCCUACAGUAGUAAAAAAAUCAUCAAAACGUUGUGGAGAAUGCACAGGUUGUUUAAGAACGGAAAACUGUGGUAAAUGCGAUGCAUGCAGACAUCUGAAAAAAUUUGGGCCUUCUGUACGAUUAAAGCUUAGAUGUAUACAAAGGACUUGUCGCGUGCUAGGCGACCCACUGAAACCCUCAAAAAGCUUCAAUAAAAGUUCAAAAUUCAUUAAAAAACGUAAAAGAGAUUCGAGCAAUGAAAGAAACGAGUAUCUUGAAGUACCAAGACACUGCUACGGACCGGCUUGUACAAAAAAUUCAAGACCUGGUAGCAAAUAUUGUUCCGAUGAAUGUGGAUUGAAAUUAGCAACUAACAGAAUUUAUCAAGUACUACCUCAACGGAUACAAGAGUGGUCAUUGACACCAUGCAUUGCAGAACAAAAUAAUAGGCGACAAUUAGAAACGAUCAGAAAACAACAACACGAUGUUAGAAGAAUACUUCAAGAACUAGAUAAACGACACGCGGAGUUAGAUAGAAUUAUAGAACGCGCGAAGCAUGCAACGAUCGAUCCACAAGCGGAAGUGGAUGAUAACGAUGAUACCGAAAUGAGCAUGUACUGCAUCACUUGUGGGCAUGAAAUCCAUUCCAGGACAGCUAUCAAACACAUGGAAAAAUGUUUUAAUAAGUACGAGUCCCAAGCAUCUUUUGGUUCAAUUUUCAAAACGCGAAUAGAAGGACAAGUGAUGUUUUGUGAUUUCUAUAAUCCUGCCAAUCGGACUUACUGUAAACGAUUGAGAGUUCUGUGUCCUGAACAUUGCAAAGAUCCGAAAAUAAGUGAAACGGAAGUGUGCGGUUGUCCCUUGGUUACAAACGUAUUCGACACAACUGGUGAAUUUUGUCGUGCCCCCAAAAAAAGUUGCGUGAAGCACUACGUUUGGGAAAAAUUACGGCGAGCGGAGAUUGAUAUGGAAAGAGUAAGGCAGUGGUUAAAAAUAGAUGAACUGGUGGAACAGGAAAGACAAAUUAGAGCAAAUAUGGCUACUCGAGCUGGAGUUUUAGCUUUAAUGCUACAUUCUACUUACAAUCAUGAAUUAAUGGAACAGAUGACACAAGAACAGAACAGAGAACAAUUAGAAGCCAUGGAAGAGGAAUUUCAACGAAGAUAUGGUUUACUACAGAAAGAGCCAACUGCAGAUUAAUGAUUUACAUCAUACUUAAAAAUAUUUAAUAGUUAAUAGUGCGUCGUAGAUUAUAACAUAUCUCCAUAAAGUGUUCAAUUCCGUAUUUGUAUGUAUAUUAUGUAAUGCAAUAUAAUGUAAAUCGAAUUGCUAAAAAGCAUACCAAGAUAUAUAUUGUAAAAUGCAAUUGUACAUUGUGACAAAGUUUUAUAUAUAUCGAGAAUACCGUAUAGAUAUUUAGCAUUAAAUAUACAUUGUACUUAUUAUUGUACAUAGCAUUAAUAACACUUUGUUGCGUUAGAAUACAUGUCGUUUUUUUACGUAGUAUUAAGUAAGAAAAUCACGUUAUUGUAAUUUAUAACUGCAAAGAGAAAUAAAGAAU
This is a messenger RNA of Megachile rotundata (alfalfa leafcutting bee), 2301 nucleotides long. Its product is annotated as CXXC-type zinc finger protein 1. The record is from RefSeq and is a predicted model, not a curated record. Gene Ontology annotation, biological process: positive regulation of DNA-templated transcription. Gene Ontology annotation, molecular function: DNA binding; zinc ion binding. Lineage: Eukaryota; Metazoa; Arthropoda; Insecta; Hymenoptera; Megachilidae. Gene Ontology annotation, cellular component: Set1C/COMPASS complex.